CUCCGAAAAUCGCUGCAACCCCUAUCUUCAUAGCCAGGUGAGUUCUUAUUCUUGUUCUUCUCGUUCAUGGCGGUUUUCCUUCUUGCAGACAUCUUUGUCCUUGGGUUUGUCGAAACCUUUUCAACCCAUUUUGUCUGUUUCUCGGAAAUCAUUUAACAAAAUCGGUGAAACUAACAAACCCCUUUAGCCUGAUUCUGGGAAAUCAUCAACGAAAACGCUGAAAUUAAUUCACCCCAUUACCCUUUUUUGGGGAAAUCAUCGAUAAUACGUUGAAACUUGCGAACCCCUUCAGCCUGCUUUUGGGAUAUCGUUUGUGCUUGCUUUUUAUGGAGUUUCAAACCCUUUAUGCGAGUCGUUUGUGACGCCCAGUUGUUUUGUAUUUUUGAUUGUGACGAUUUUAGAUCGACCCAUCUCAGUUUGAGGUAGGAUUAGCAGAAUUCUGUGGUGUUUGAUUGAUAAGAGAUAAGGGUUGUAUCAUAAGGGAGGGUGCAAUGGGUGAAAGUGUUUCAGAAUCUGAGAUUCAAGGUGUGAAAGAAGCACUUGGAGCUGGACAACAGCUUCUACAGAAGCUUUAUACAGAGCUGGACAAGGAAAGGGAAGCGUCAGCCACUGCAGCAAGUGAAGCCCUAUCGAUGAUUCUGCGUUUGCAAGAAGAAAAGGCUGCUAUGAAGAUGGAAGCAAGUCAAUAUCAAAGAAUGGCAGAGGAACAAAUAUCCCAUGCUGAAGAUUAUCUUGCUGGGUUUGAAGAUAUGAUAUAUCAAAAAGAAAUGGAAGUUGCUUCUCUGGAAUUUCAAGUGGAGUCUUAUAGGUAUAAACUGUUGAGUUUGGGUUGCCCUGAUUUAGGUCCUUGUGAACCUAGAUUUGCAGAUAAAGAUUUGGUUCAAAACAAGGACUUGGGGGGUUCAAAUGGAGAAACCAAGGUGAGAAGAGCAAAGUCGCUGCCUCCGAGUCAAGUCGACGAAAGAGAUGCUGCAGAAAUGGUGGAGGCAUUUGAGAUCCUUAAACUGGAUUGCUGCCCGAGUACCGUGCGACAUCCUAACCGUUGUUCGUGGGAACAAAUCGAAAUGUUAGAUGAACAAAUAAAAGAGAUAUCUGAUCCUAAAGGUAGUGGUGAAGAUAGAUUUGAAUGUUUGAAUGGUGGGAUUGCUAUUUGCCCUUCAAGCAUUCAAGAUAAACCUGGUGUAAGCCCAAAAUGUUCUUCUUCUUUGUCAAGUGUUCAUGAUAUUUUCGAGAUCCCAGAGGCCAACAAACAGAAUAUUACUCUUAAAACUUGUCAAGCUAAGAUUCAACUUCAGAAAAAUUUGAUAUUUGAAGGUGAAAAUAGACUAGGAAAGCCAGAUCCAUUACCCAUUGAACCGUUUAGACUGUACUAUGAACAUGAGCAAAAAACCAAGGCAAAGAAUGGUUCUAGUUGCAAAACCCUGAAGAACAAAUCAUCAAAAUCAAGGAAAGGAAAAGCUAUACAACAAAUUGAUGAAAUUGUUGCUGAAUCUCAACCUUUUCAGCAACUUUGCCGUGUAAUAAAUCAGCUGGAACAGAAUAGAGGCAGUAUAAGGCAAGAGAUUAGUAGUGCAGGGGCAGAGGAGAUGAGACUGCUGCAGGAGAUACAAAAACAGCUGAAUUCUAUUCAAUCCGAGAUGAGGAGUUUCAAACUCAUGCAGCAACGUGCGGUGCACAGCUCGAUGUUCGAUCUUCUACAAGAGGCAAUGCUGUACUUUUGGUUUUGAUGAAGCAUUGUGUUCUACAGCCGUGAAGUUCAACAAAAGUUAUUGUUUUGACUGUGAGUUUUGUUGAUGAAUCCGACUUAGUUU
Molecule: messenger RNA, 1811 nt
Organism: Cucurbita maxima (winter squash)
Lineage: Eukaryota; Viridiplantae; Streptophyta; Magnoliopsida; Cucurbitales; Cucurbitaceae
Exons: 2
Coding region: 492-1727 (411 amino acids)
Source: RefSeq, a predicted model, not a curated record